UUUUGACAGCCACAUACGUCACCACUUCUCUCCCGGAAUCGUCCCCGAAGGCUCUUCCCUCUCUGCCCAAAAUCCUCGGUUUUGUCCCUUGCCCCUUCCCCUCCGAGUUUGCCCCAAGACCGCGGAACCAUCGCCUUCGUUACCAAACCCUCGCGAUACAGUCGCGAUUAGAGCUAAUUGGGAAACUAAUGGAAGCAUGUUUUUUGAAUUUCGUUUAGAUAGCAGGCUUGUAGAUCAUUGUUAUCUCGGUUGUUGUUUGCCGGAGGAAACUAAUGGAAGUUGUUGCAUCGGCUCCCGGGAAGGUUCUCAUCACCGGCGGAUACCUAGUUCUGGAUAGACCCAAUUCUGGGCUCGUCCUUAGCACGAAUGCCCGAUUCUAUGCAAUAGUAAAGCCUCUGUACGAAGAGAUUGAACCCAAGAGCUGGGCAUGGUCUUGGACGGAUGUGAAAGUUUCAUCCCCGCAACUUCAUAGGGAGGCCACAUACAAACUAUCACUUAAGAAAUCAACGCUUCAGUGCACUACCUCAAGGAAUUCUGUGAACCCUUUUGUUGAGUAUGCAGUGCAAUAUGCGGUAGCAGCUGCUAGGGAAAUCUUUGUUGAAAAGGAGAAGAAGGAUGUGCUACAAAAGCUUCUACUGCAAGGUCUUGAUAUUACCAUCUUAGGAAGCAAUGCCUUCUAUUCAUACCGUAGGCAGAUUGAAGCACGGGGGUUACCUUUGACAAAGGAAACAUUGGCAACGCUUCCAUCCUUCUCUUCUAUUACAUUUAAUGUCGAAGAUUCUAAUGGUGCAGUUUCUGGAAGUUUCAAACCUGAAGUUGCGAAAACCGGAUUAGGCUCAUCUGCAGCAAUGACUACAUCGGUUGUUGCGGCGCUCCUUCAUUACUUUGGGCUAGUCAAACUUCCAUCUUCAUCUAAUUGUCUGACUGAACAAGAAGCAGCUGUGUCAAAUAUUGAUAUGGUGCAUAUUAUAGCUCAAAGUGCUCAUUGUUUAGCUCAAGGAAAAAUAGGCAGUGGAUUUGACGUUAGUGCAUCAGUUUAUGGCAGUCAACGUUAUGUUAGAUUCUCGCCUUCAGUUCUUUCUUCUGCUCAGGUGGAGGGAAAUUAUUUGCCUGAUGUCAUCUCUGAGAUUCUUAAUGCGAAGUGGGAUCACGAAGCAUCUAGAUUUUGCUUGCCCCCACUAAUGACACUUUUACUUGGUGAACAUGGCAGUGGAGGAUCGUCUACUCCAUCAAUGGUAGGUUCAGUUAAGCAAUGGAAGAAUUCUGAUCCCAAAAAUUCACUGGAAACAUGGACACGACUGGCAAAUGCUAAUGCAAAGCUUGAAGCUCUGUUGAAUUCAUUAAACAAAUAUGCACGGGAACAAUGGGCAAUUUAUAAACAUAUCAUGGAGACGUGCUCAAGUUGUGCACAUGGAAAGUGGCUGGAGCAAGCUGUUGAUCAUUAUCAAGAGGAAAUUGUGAAGUCACUCCUUGGAGCAAGAGAUACUUUCUUUGAGAUUAGAUUUCUUCUGCAGCAGAUGGGAAAAGCUGCUGGUGUACCUAUAGAACCAGUAUCACAAACCCAGCUUUUAGAUGCCACAAUGAAUAUGAAUGGUGUUCUGCUAGCUGGAGUUCCUGGAGCUGGUGGCUUUGAUGCUAUUUUCGCCAUCAUUGUCGGAGAAGCCACUGGCGGUGUCGCGAAGGCCUGGAGCUCAGCAGGUGUGCUUCCAUUGCUAGUUUGGGAAGAUCCUCGCGGUGUAGCUCUCGAAGAGGGCGAUCCCAGAAGUCGAGAAUUAUCUUCUGCCAUGUCAUCUGUCAACAUAUACUAGAAACAAGUUCAGAGUAUUUUAUCAUAAACGGUAUUUUGAAAAUAAUUGGCAGCUUAAAUGAAUUGUGGUAGAAUUGCGCUUGCCAUUUAAGCCUAUCUUUUCAUUUUCAUCUACACUUUUUUCACUGAAAUUAAUGUAAUUGUAUUCACUUAACAAUAAAAUUUAACUUAUUUCUC
Phalaenopsis equestris is the source of this 1984-nucleotide messenger RNA. RefSeq names its product phosphomevalonate kinase, peroxisomal. The transcript is spliced from 11 exons. Lineage: Eukaryota; Viridiplantae; Streptophyta; Magnoliopsida; Asparagales; Orchidaceae. The record is from RefSeq and is a predicted model, not a curated record. Gene Ontology annotation, cellular component: peroxisome. Gene Ontology annotation, biological process: isopentenyl diphosphate biosynthetic process, mevalonate pathway. Bases 273 to 1808 code for a protein of 511 amino acids. Gene Ontology annotation, molecular function: phosphomevalonate kinase activity; ATP binding.